AUGCAACAUUGCACAUGUCAAGUGCGUAAAAUACCUAAAUUCAAGCCGAGUGGCCUACACGCAUCUUAUAGAACAAGCUCACGGUUUACUGAGCUCUGUCUGCAGGGGCAAUAUUGUGACGCAGUCGUCAGAGUUGAGGAUGUGGACUAUAAAAUUCACAAGUUUGUCCUCUGUGACAGCAGUCCUUACUUCAGCCCGUUCUUCAGUCCCCGGUGGAACGCAGACACGAUGGUUUUUGACAUCCACGGCCUGUCUCCCGACAUCAUGCAGCUCAUCAUAGAGUUUGCAUACUCCGGCUCUGUUCUCGUGACCAAGGACAACGCAGAGGAGGUAACGCUAGCAGCCGACAUGCUCAAUGUGCAGGGUGUAGUGCAGGCCUGCUCCAACUUCUUUGGUGAGCAGCUCUGCCCAGAGAACUGCAUCGGCAUCUGGCAGUUCACACAUUUCUUCUUCCACCCUGAUCUGCAGCGCAAGGCCUGUCAUUACAUCACUGAGCACUUUGAUGAGGUGGUUCCCUGUGAGGAGUUCCUGCAGCUCUCUCUGCAGGAGCUUGCUGACAUCCUCGGUAGGGACGAGCUCAACAUGAGGAAUGAGAGCAAUGUGUUUGAAGCCAUCCUUCGCUGGAUUUCGCACAAACACGAAGAGAGAGAGAAACACAUGACUGUGCUUUUUUCGAAGUUUCGGAUGGCCUUGACAAGCACUGCGUACAUCUACAUGGAUGUGAUGACCAAUGAGCUGGUGAAGAACACUGAGUGCCAGAAAAUGAUCAGUGAUGCCCUCCAACUCAUACAGUACAUGAAAGAAGAACCCUCUUGUGCUCUACGCAACCCUCUCGCUCGUCCUCGCCUGCCCAGUGCCAUCCUGUUGGCCAUUGUAGGCUGCACGCACAAAAACCAGUCUGGAGGAAUUGUGGCCUACGAUGCUGGUGUCGACCGUUGGAUCAAAGUGGCAAAUACUCUGGGGCAUCCUUGGAAAAGUCACAGCACUGCUUUCCUCGGUGGGAAUGUGUACACUGUCGGGGGCUUUGAGGGCUUGUUGUGUCACAACACUGUGACCAGGUUCAAUCUGAGCACACGCACCUGGCAUGAAGUGGCACCAAUGUAUCACCGCCGCGGGGACUUGAGCGCAACAGUGUUGAACGGGUACAUCUAUGCCAUCGGAGGCUUUGAUGGCCUCAUUAAGCUCAGCAGUGCAGAGCGCUACAGGCCCAUAGACGACGAGUGGGAAGGCAUCGCACCCAUGUGUCAGCCGAGGAGCCAAGCCAGCUGCACAACACUGCACAACAAGAUCUACAUCUGUGGUGGAUAUGAUGGCCGAGAGAUCCUGCAGACAGCUGAAUGUUACAACCCAGAGACCAACCAAUGGAUAAUGAUCGCACCCAUGAUCCAGAGACGCUGUGGACAUGGAGUCAUUGCACAUGCAGGAUGUGUCUAUGCAGUUGGCGGCCAUGUGGACUACUACACCUUUCUAAGCAGUGCUGAGUUCUACGAUCCCAAAGACAACAGGUGGCAAUUGUUGUCCUCCAUGUGGACCAUCCGCAGCAGCUUCGGCCUCGGAGUGAUCAACGAGCGGAUCUAUGCUGUCGGUGGCCGCAGCCUCCUCAGAAGCACCAGAAGAGUUGAGUACUACGACAGAACAGUAGAUCAGUGGAUCCAGGCCUGUAACAUUGAGAAACCCAGCAGCAAAUUGAGCUGCUGUGUGGUGUCCGGGAUCCCCAACAUGGCUGAGUACGCCGUCCCUCGGGACUCUCUGCCGUUUGUCCUUUUGGAAGAAAGGACUUUGGCGUCAAGAGAUUCUGACUUUAGGGUAUCAUCACAGCAAACCUCGGCGGUUUUUCUCAGAUGCUUUGAUACAUUUCUCAACUCAUCCUUAAAAUUUGCAUUGUGGUCAUUUUUCAAAAAAGUUAGAAGUUCUUUUUUCUUUCUCCUCGGUGUUGUGGGACACUUGGCAUCCUUGACAGUAUUAGAUCAAUCAGUGAAUAACUAAUAAUCUAACUGCUCAUUGGUUGAUCAUUGGUUGAACACAUUCCUUUUCAUUUGUGAGGAUCAAUACACACAAGAUAGAGCCAUUUAUGAAUUCAGGUAGAAUGGUUGCCGUGGUGACUGGUUUUUAUUUGUCAAGGACAUGGGAUUUGUGCUUUUAUCAGCUAUUAUCAGUGAUGAGCAAGCUGCUUGGAAACUGUAGAGCAGCCAUUCCCAAACUUAAGAAUGCCAGGGUCCGAUUUGAAAUCUGAAAAUCCUCUGAAGCCCACUCAAACCUUGACUCUAAACAAAACAAGAGUAGGAUCAAUGAUUCCAAUAUAUAAUAUUGUUUUCAUGUGAACAUGAGGACACAACAAUUCUGAGCAGAUUAAUGAACUAGCAUAUCUUCCAACACCUGCAUGUGGUUAUUACAGCUGGGCUCCACGUAAUAUUUGAAAGGUUUAGUGUGUCAUUAUUCAUGUGGUGAGAGGGGCCUUGGUUAUGGAGGGCCUUGAACUGGAUGUGUUGUGAGAUGGGAAGCCAGUGCAGGCUCUGGAGGACGGGGUGACGCGAUCUCUGGAGGGUGAGUGAGUGAGUGAGUGAGGCAUGCAGCAGAGUUCUGGACAUGUUGGAAUUUAUUGAGGAUCUUGCUGGUGAACCGUAGAGGAUGCUGUUACAGUAGUUGAUUUUGAUUUUGGAAAUGAGGAAUGCAUCGAUCAGGAUUUCCGCAGCAGAGGAGGAGAAGCAGGCAAUAUUUUUGAGGUGGAAGAUGAUUUUAUUUUUGCUGAUGUCAUUGAUGUGGUUUUCAAAAGGGAGGUGGCUGUCAAAGAUGGCUCCACGGUUGUGGGUGUGUGGUGAGGGGUCAACUCAAGGCGGACUGGUUCUGAGUGAGGCAGAAAUUGUGGAAUAGCUGCUGUAGAGUUACUCAACUGUAGCUGACGCUUCACUACAUAGAAGAGCCGAGUUGCAGAAAUAUGGCAAACAUGGCCGACUAGAUCAGAAGCUAAGUCAAAUUAACUUCAUGCCAAGUAUUAAUAGUAAUAAUAAUACAUAUUGACCGACACAUAUUAUAAGAACCACAGUUUCAGUUCAGGCAUAACCUUAUACAAAUACUUCCUGUUGUGCUGUCCUUGCUCCACAAUGUUCUUAUGGAGCUGAACUUCUUUCAAAAUAAAAUAAAAAUA
Solea senegalensis (Senegalese sole) is the source of this 3145-nucleotide messenger RNA. RefSeq names its product kelch-like protein 10. The transcript has 5 exons. Lineage: Eukaryota; Metazoa; Chordata; Actinopteri; Pleuronectiformes; Soleidae. Bases 1 to 1986 code for a protein of 661 amino acids. The record is from RefSeq and is a predicted model, not a curated record. Gene Ontology annotation, molecular function: protein binding.